This is a messenger RNA of Botrytis cinerea B05.10, 1255 nucleotides long. RefSeq lists its product as hypothetical. The record is from RefSeq and is a predicted model, not a curated record. The transcript has 2 exons. Lineage: Eukaryota; Fungi; Ascomycota; Leotiomycetes; Helotiales; Sclerotiniaceae. The coding region runs from base 286 to 969 and encodes 227 amino acids.
GCAAUUUUCUACCACAAUUUCUUAUUCGCCUUUUUGAUAGGUCAAUAUAUGAGCCAUAAUCUCAAUAUAAUUCACCUUUCGCCUAGCGCCAUAUUGUUCCACACCAUCACGAAAUUCUUGUUUAUAAACUCCUAAGAAUUCCCCUUCUGUCUUCUUUCUUCCUUUCAAAAACAUCUUCAGAACUCCAAACGAAAAAUCAAACUUACAAUACCAUCACUUUCGUUUAUCAAUCCCUACAAAUAAACAACUUUUCUAUCCAAGAUACAACUCUCAAAAGUAGUCAUUAUGUCUAUUAUUCAGAAAUCCAUCAUGUUUGCCCUUUUCUUCGUCGCGCUUGUUCUCCCCGUCAGCGGCGCUGGUCAACUUGCUCGUGGUGUUGCAUGGGCUUCGGACUCAACUUCCUGUACCGGUGCACCUGUCGAGACACUCGUCCCCAUCGUCCUCCCAUCCUCUGCUCCAGCUUCCCAAACGACUGCUUAUACAUCCUCUGCUCCCGUUGAAACUCUAGUUCCAGUUGUCAGCUCAGCUUCUGAUACAACUGUUUACACCUCAUCUGCUCCAGUCGAAACUCUUGUUCCAGUCGUCAUCAGCUCAGCUUCUGGCACCACGGCUUACACCUCAUCUGUCCCCAUCGACACCCUCGUCCCAGUCCCCAGCAGCUCGGUUCCAGCCACCACUGCUUACAGCUCAUCUGCUCCCGUCGAUACCCUCGUUCCAGUCCCCAGUACUUCUGUUUCCGGUCACCCAUCGGUUUCCCCUAGCGUCGUAACUGGCACAUACGCCAACUCCACCUCCGUUGUUCCAUCCACAACCCUCACCAGCAGCGCUACUUCUGUCACCACCAAGACUUCGGCUACGAGCUCUGGACCAGCUAGCAGCGCUGCUGCUCAUACCGGUGGAGCCAUGGCUGCCAACACAGUUUCAGGUGGCUUGCUCGCUGCUGUCUUUGCAGCUGCUUAUUUCAUCUAGAGCAUUAAUGCUAUGCCAUAAGUUGCGCUUAGGGAGGACAUUUCAUUUGCUUAUUUGGUGGAUGGAUUGAUACUAUUCGGAACAUUGGGUAGCAAAUUUCUUUUGCAUUGUGUUAAGGGAUGGCGUACGUGUGCGUUGAUCAGGAAAGGGAUGUUGAUAUUAGAACAAGGUGUUUAAUAAAUAGAGAAGAUACAAAUGGUAUCCUUACGAUACACAUUUGUCUCUAGAUCUAUCUCGCACUUUAGUUCUCUGAAAACAAACAGCUUUGUUUACUUAAAAUGAUCCA